ACAGAGGUUAAUGGGUCAUAUUCUUUUGAGAAUGAAUUUAAAAUGAAGAAUCUUGAUGGAUUGUGGGGUGCCCUGUUGUCUCUAUUAUGAUUGUUGAUUUUUUUAACUAUUAUCUUCGGAGUGUUGCAACAAGCGACAGUGCAUUUUUGCAGAAUAAUAAUGGGAUUCUCAGUAUGUUCAUUUGCUUUCCUUGUGUAGAGAAUUCUCUUCAGCUUGCUGAAAGACGUGAGCAGUUGAUCUGAAGGAAAGGUAUGGGGAUGGCAUCUUUUAUAUGGGGUGCUGCACCAAUCAUGGUGAUGCUAUCAGUGGAGUGCACGGAUGUCGGUUUAGCUGUAAUAAGCAAAGCUGCCCUGACCAGAGGAAUGAACAACUUCGUCUCCGUUGUCUACUAUAAUGCUCUUGCUACUCUUAUCCUCCUACCUUACGUCAUCUUCCACAGGAAGAGGGGAGCUCCCCUCACACUUACACUUCUUUGUAGAUUCUUCCUCCUUGGUUUAAUUGGGUAUUCAAGCUGGCACAUGCAUAUCUACAUGAUUUUAGUGUUUUCACUUGAGCAUAUCUUUCACAUUUUUAUCCAUCAUCCAACUGUAGAGAUUUUCUUUUUUAGGAGUUCAGGGCAAAUGAUUUAUUUCAUUGGUGUUAAGUACAGUUCCCCUACUCUGUCAUCUGCAAUGGGAAACCUUAUUCCGAUUUUCACCUUUGCACUUGCAGUGAUUUACAGGAUGGAAACCAUAGAUUUGAGAAGAUCAAGCAGCUGGGCCAAAACUUUGGGUGCCAUUGUAGCGGUGAUGGGAGCGUUCAUAGUGACCCUCUACAAGGGCCCUGAAAUUUUGCUGGCUUCACCAGCUGAUUUCCGACAUCAGCUUCUUUUCUCAAGGCAAUCAAGAUGGGUCUUUGGAGGUCUCCUCCUUGCAGUGACUGCCCUUUUGGCUUCAGUGUGGGGCAUUGUUCAGGCACAUACUGUAAAGGAGUAUCCAGAAAAGAUGACCAUAGUCUUCUUCUUCACACUCUCCGUGACUAUCCAAAGUGCAAUUAUUUCUUUCAUUUUGGAAACAAAUCCAGAUUCAUGGAAACUGAAGACUUCCAUUGAAGUGAUUGCCAUCGUUUCCCAGGCAAUCUUUGGGAGUCUUUUCAGAAUUUCUGUUCACACAUGGUGUCUGCACUGGAAGGGACCUGUAUUUGUAUCCAUGUUCAGGCCGUCGGCGAUGGUCAUUGCGGUGGUCAUGUCAGUCAUAUUCCUUGGUGAUACUCUUCAUCUAGGCAGUAUUAUUGGGUCUACGAUAAUUGCACUUGGAUUUUAUACCGUGUUGUGGGGGCAAAGUCAAGAGAAAAAUACUAGCUUGGAAGAUGAAGUUGGUAGCUCCGGAACAUCCAGCCAACAGACCCCUCUUUUGCCCAAAGCUGCCGAUGAAGAUAUAUAAUGGAGUCUGUCUGAAGACUUGAGACAGUUGAAAAAGAAAAAUAUUGAAGGAAGCUUGUAAGAUAUUGUAAGAUAUUACCUGGUAAAAGAUAUACUGAAGAUGCGUAAUUGGAAGUAAGUGAAUGAGUAGAACAACUGAACAUUGAUAGUGGUAGCA
Tripterygium wilfordii is the source of this 1577-nucleotide messenger RNA. RefSeq names its product WAT1-related protein At5g40240-like. The coding region runs from base 252 to 1421 and encodes 389 amino acids. The transcript is spliced from 6 exons. Gene Ontology annotation, cellular component: plasma membrane. Gene Ontology annotation, molecular function: transmembrane transporter activity. NCBI's taxonomy places the organism in Eukaryota, Viridiplantae, Streptophyta, Magnoliopsida, Celastrales, Celastraceae. The record is from RefSeq and is a predicted model, not a curated record.